AUGGAUCUGAACAUGGUUCUCCUGACCACCUUCUUCUCUGGCUGGCUGAUCUUCAUCGCACUCUUUGGGUGUGGGAUGUGUGUGAAGGUGACUGUACCACAGGAUCCGGUAAUGCAGCAGAGAGGGUUGAGCGUGGAACUGCCGUGCCAUUAUAAAACAUCUGUCGAGAAAAACUUUAUGCUGGAAUGGAAGUUUGCCCCUGGUUCAGCCUCUCCUGAUAACGAGAAGCAGAUUCUCUACUUCACAAAUAAUGCACUGUACAAACCAGGCUCUCAGAGUGAACGGCUAAGCCUCCUCCAGGAUCCUCCCACAUUGGGUGAUGCAUCCAUCCGACUGGCCGAUGUGCGCGCUUCAGAUGCCGGCACCUAUAUCUGUCAGGUGAACAAUCCUCCAGACUUCGAUGGAACUGGUGCUGGGCUCAUCCAAUUCACAGUUUUAAUGCCUCCAUCCUCUCCACUGUGUAAAGGGACCACCUCUGUUUCUGUGGGCUCGGAUGCUCACCUGACCUGCAGUUCUUCUGAAGGCGUGCCUUCCCCAAUUUAUUCCUGGACACGGCUGGAUCCCAAGACUCCACUACCUCUAUCCAACAUGGUACAAAAUGAGCAAACUGGGAAUCUGUUGCUGACAAACCUCUCACUGGAGUUCUCAGGGACGUAUCAGUGUGUUGCCUCCAAUGAAUAUGGACAGCAUAGCUGCCAGUUAUCUCUCCAGGUCUCAGGCAUUUCAAGAGCUGGAGCGAUUGUGGGAGCCAUUAUAGGAGUCUUCUUAGCCCUUCUGUUACUUGGUGCAAUAGUGCUCUAUUUCGUACGCUGUAGAAAGCAGAAGAAAAAGAAGCCCCAGUCCAUAUACAGCGGGAAUGAAAUCAGGGAAGAUGCCACAGCCCCAGGUAUCUCCGAGGCCUCCUUGCAGAGAAGAGACAGCCAGUCAGAAAGCCAUCUUCUGGAAAACAUAUCCUCCAGGCCUGCAUCUGCUAGCACUACUAAAUCCCAACUCAACCAUUUUCUUGUCUAAGCUUCCUCUGUGACUAGGGUGGUGGUUGUUUUUAACAGCAUGCUGUUUUAUUGCACAGAGGCUAUUUCCUCUGAAGACAUCACAGCAUCCAUUUUAGGACAUACUUUAUCUGCUGCUCCCGAUCUGCUUGCUAAUUAGAUUUCUGAGGGUUCCUCUGGAAUGUCAACCUGUUUGCUCAGUGUUUCAUCGCAAGAAGAGAAAAAUACUAGAGAGAAAAAUUGGAGUGGAGAAAUGGGAUUCAGUUUGCAUUUAAAGGGGAGCCUGCCUAAUUUGCACUUUCUGAAACAAUAUGUGAACCGAAACACAGCCAUAGGGAUAGAGGCCUUAACAUUUGAAAUCCUCUAAAUUUUGCAAUGCAGCUCUCCAGCCAUGUGUGCAAAAAUGCAAAUACUGGAGUAAAGGAUGCAUAAAAAUGCACACAGGAAAAAUAACAUACAAAACUGCAUGAUAUUGCUCUGCAAAAUUGCAUACAAAAAUGUGACGGAACUUGCUAUCCCACCCCAUAUAUACGGUCUGCCUAGUAAACGUCGCAAGACGUCACCUUAAGAGUAGGAAACGACUCGCACUACAAGUUGCGGGACACCUUUACUUUUUUUUUUUACUGAAUGUGCAGUCAGUUUAUAUGCUCUCACUGACUGUUAGAAUCUUUGAUACAGCAAAAUGGGUGAAUUUGGAAUCUUCUGCUCUCUUCACUGCUCCGUUUACAAAUGGUGAUUACUGGUGAUCAGGCUUUCUCAGUGAUGGCCCCUAAGCUUUGGAAAAAAAGUGUCAUGUUGGAGUGUGCCAGAUCCUCAAGAAGUUUGCUCAGUCUACUCUCAUCCAGCCCCAGUCUGCCUGCCUGCCUUUCUUCCUCACAACCAGUCCUGCUUCCCCCUCCUUGCCCUUGUAGAACUCAGCAAGGUGGAGGCUGGGUAUAAAACCAGAAUUGGUUGACUCUGCCUGUCAUUGGCUCUGGCUGUACCUAUGUGUUGGGCUCCCUACAUUCUGCCCCACCAGUUCCAAUGGGAGACAAGCACCAGUGAAUUUACUCUUCUAAGCAAGAUCUUAACAUUUUUGUAUUCUCUCUCUCUCUCUCUCUCUCUCUCUCUCUCUCUGUGCAUUGUUUUAUUGU
Messenger RNA from Rhineura floridana, 2122 nucleotides. It is a transcript of the gene VSIG2, whose product is annotated as V-set and immunoglobulin domain containing 2. The record is from RefSeq and is a predicted model, not a curated record. Lineage: Eukaryota; Metazoa; Chordata; Lepidosauria; Squamata; Rhineuridae. Bases 1 to 1011 code for a protein of 336 amino acids. The transcript is spliced from 7 exons.